AUGUCCGUCCAUCCCGCCGUGCUCCUCCCCGCCGACGCCGGCGACGUCCCCGAAGACCUCCGCUGCGCGCUGCGCGCCGCCGCGGCGGCGGCCGCGCCGGGCGCGGACGUGCUGGGCCUCCGCGCAGCGCGGCCGUCGGGCGGCGACGUCUGGGUGCACCGGGCGAUGGUGGAGAUCCGAUGUCCCAGGUUGCUUGAAGAUGAGGGGAAGAAACGCCAGAGGUGCGAGAACGACGAGGCCACGCAGAUGCUUUCGCUGGACGUGUCCCUGGACGCCUUGCGGCACUUCGUGGAGUACCUCUACACCGACCGCCUCGACGGCGAUUUGGCCGUGCCCCUGACGGCCGAGCUCAUGCGGCUGGCGCGCGAGCGAUGGCGGGAGGAGGGCGACUUCUUCUCGCCCGGCCAGCGGCGCCGUUCUCCGGCGCCGGAGGGGUCUCCGGAGCCGAGCGGCUCCGGAGACCCGCCCGGGCCGCGCUGCGCCAUGCAGCGGCUCUACACCCUGUGCGAAGCGCACCUCUUCUUUCGCUUAAGCAUGGAAACUGCCGUGGAGAUCUUACUGGUGUCAAUCCAGGGUAAAUCGAAAUCCCUUGAACAGAAUGUCUACAAGUGGUUCGCGCGUGAGAAGCCCGCCUUGGACAUCUCCUUCAACCGCCACCUGAUGACCGCCCUCAAGGACCAUCCCGAGGAGCUGGCGAAGGCCAUUGCCGCGGCGGCAGGGAACGACCACCUCAGCAGCGAAGCGUCGAGGGCGGAGGAUGUUGUGAAGGCCUUGCCUCCUCCGCGUCUGAAGUUCGAUCUCCUGGAGCUCCUGGCGUCGCCGGGCGACUGUCGCCUCGUGGCCGAGCAGCUCGACGUCUCGGCGCAUCGCUUCAUGUUGGCCGCGCGGUCCAGGUACUUUGCGUCCAUGCUGGCGAGCCCCAUGCGUGAAGCGCGGACGGGUGAACUGCCAGUGCAAACGGUGCCCACGCCCAGCAAGAAGAGUAUCCAGGCCCUCUUAGAGUUCCUCUACACCGGGAGCCUGACGGCAUCCAUCGAGUCGCUCCGCCCCGCGGACUUCAUGGAUUUGCUCAUGGUGCUAGAUGAGGGUGGUGGUGAAAACUAUUUGCAAUUGGCGCCCGAGACUUACACUUCCCUUCGUCGCAAGGUGGAAGGCCUGGUGGUGGCCAAGGUGGAUUCGAAGAAUAUGUGGAUGAUCCUGCGAAGAGCCAAACUGCUGAAGAACCCGGACAUCUCCGCCCAUGCGCUGAAAAAGGUGGUGAAGAAAACCGACUUUGAGGAUGCAGAGAGCUUUCAGCAGUGGUGCCAAGGGCGAGAUCAAGGUCUUGUUUGGUCCGAGCAGCUGGAAGUGCAACUACUUCAAGAUGUCCUGAAACAGAAGUGUAAGCAGCAGCAGAAACUCAAGCAGAAGCUUCAGAAGAGGGUGGAGGCUUGGACCCUGCAGGUGGAGAAGCCCUUCCCGGAAUCUUCGGGGGUCUACAACUGCCGAGGGCGACGGUACCUCCUGAGAUCCGACACCGCGGUGGGUUCGGCGUGUGCGAACGAGAUCGGCUCCAUUUCGGCCAUCUUCGAGGAGGAAGUGCGCGCCACUCGGGGGCACGAGCCGUUCAGGGUCGGCUUUGCGCACCUGAUAGAUGUGAUCUAUCCUUAGGAGCAGUGGUUUCCUUUAUGUUUGGGUUGGGCGAUUGUUUUUUUGGUUGAGACCAUGAUACUCUCAAUCAUAAUUCGACAUCAUUCAACAUUCCUUGCCAGAUACUCUCAAUCAUAAUUCGACAUCAUUCAACAAUCCUUGCCAUGGGGCUCCCUACACAAAGAGCCCGUGGAGGACGCUCCCGGCCCUUUCAAAGCUUUAGCUGCUAGCACUUAGUCUGAACAAUUUCCCCAGGCAACAGAGCUGAUGACUUGGGAAACUUACAGAAUAGAAUGACCAUACUUUGGUCAACCCUGCCAGCCAUGCUCACCCGAACCGCCGCCGUGUCUCGCCCUCUCGCGCCCAGGUGCGAACAACACGGCGCGGGUGUGGUGGGCUUUGUUGGGACCUUCGCAACACGAAUCCUCACGUAGCUCACAAAUCCCUUAGGGGUUGUGGUAGGGGUCGACGCUGGAAGGUCCCUGCAAGUAGGAUGAAGUCGGGUCUAUGAGAGUCCCACAUUCUGUCAGAUAGCAGCACUCUCAUGGUGAAUCAUGACAUAAGUGCUCUACCGAACACCCAGCUUCAGCCAUGGUUUCCUCCUGCUGGUCUCAACCGAGUUCCUUAUCAGGUGAAAUCCAUCCCUUCAGACGAAGACCCCCGGGCAAACCCAAACCGAAGCACACCAAAGCCUCGUCUCGACCGAGCUCCUUAUCAGGUGAAAUCCAUCUUGCUGGCCCCGCUGGACCGCUUCGGCCCCGACGCGUUGCGCCGCGCGGCGCUGCAAGUGCGCGGCUCGUCGGGCACCUGGCACGACCUGGGGCCACUGUCCGGACAACGGCAGCGGGUGCAGGUGAACCGCAGUGGGAAGCACUGGCGUCUCCAUGGUUUCAACAUCGCCGUCUCCAUCUUCCGCUUUCGACUGAAGUCCCACGACAGUGCAGCAGCGCCCGACGCGCCGCACCGCGACGCCGCUCGGCGCGGGCGCGGCGCCGCG
Messenger RNA from Durusdinium trenchii, 2626 nucleotides. The record is from the annotation of a GenBank genome assembly. NCBI's taxonomy places the organism in Eukaryota, Dinophyceae, Suessiales, Symbiodiniaceae.